This is a messenger RNA of Linum trigynum, 1879 nucleotides long. The record is from the annotation of a GenBank genome assembly. NCBI's taxonomy places the organism in Eukaryota, Viridiplantae, Streptophyta, Magnoliopsida, Malpighiales, Linaceae.
CUAAUUCCCUUUCCCUCUACUCUCCAGUUCAUCCCCGACAUCUAGCAUCGCCGUGGAAAUAGCAGCGGCGGCCGGUUCCUAUGCGUCGUCGCCGACCCGUCUCUUUCGCCGCCGUGCCAUCUCUGUUGCCGCCGUACCAUCUCUGAACCCCAAGACGUUGAAGCAUGUCGAGGAAAAGCGGUAAAAUCGCCGGCGAGGUUUCCACAUCUUCCGGAUCGACUAACACAACCACGAUCUGGUUGCUGUGGUCCCUUGCUUGUGUGGCCCCGUCGUCGUCGCUUUCUCCCACCCGCUCUCAAUCGACAGAUCAAGAACUGGGGGCGACAGCGACAACUCGAAAUCUUCAAAUGGGUUCGGGGAGUGGAAGGGAAUUGAAUCGGAGUUUGAGGAGGGAACGGAAUCGACUGCGGCGGCGACUUUACAGGACCGGCCGCCGCUGCGACUUCAUCGAAGGAUGGAGGGAGAAUGGGUUCGUCGGAGGGGAAGGUUUUCGAAAAUAAGUCGCUGGGGUGAAAAGGUAGGGAAUAGAAAGCGUCCUGAUAAGCUUUUUUUAUUUUUAUUUUGGUUAAAUGAAAAGUUAAAUGGGAUUAUGUGGAAAAUCAGAUUAUUUUAGGUUAAAAGAUGCUUAGUUGGCGAUGACGUGGCGGGUUGACCGUUAGUCAACGGGCUUGACCGUCAGAACUAACGGUCAACGGUCGGAAUUGGCUAAAUUAGUAAAGUAUAUGAUAAGUUCAGGCCACGAUAUUAAUUACUAAAAGGAUUGGCCAGGAUGUUAAAUUUGUGGAAAGUUCGGGCCAGAGAAAUAUAUUAACCCUAAACUAAUACGAGGAUGUAUGUUUUAAUCUGCUUAUCAAUGAUUUUUUUAUGGUUAUUGGUUAAAUGAAAAUUUCAAUAAACUCAAACACCCUAUAAUAAUUACUUAAAAAUUAUUAUAUGCAACUGUCACCAAACACAAUUUAGUAUUAAGAUAUUAGCACUAUAACAACACUAAUUGUACAAAUAACCUAUAUUUUCCUUAAAAGAAAAGACUCUGUCUCAAAGUAGCAUACCCUAAGACCUAAGUUGUUCAAAUUUUAUCUAAUAUCCAAACAACUUAGGGUAGGCUAAGUUGUUCAACACUAACCAACCGUUUCAUUUCAUUUUGGCGAAAUUUACUAUUGGGUUUUGAAUUACCCUAUCAAACAUCUACGUCACAUUUAUUAGCAUAAUUAUGCAUCUCUUUUUUUUUUAUUACCCAGGAACUUCAACCCCACAUGCCACUUUUGUGACAGGCUGACAGCGUUGUCUACUAAACCUACCUCAACCCCACAUGCCACUUUGUGGCAGCGUUGUCUACUAAACCUGGGGAGUACCUGCAUCAGCAAAAUUUCAAGGCCUAGCAUCCGAUACUAGGAGGAGACUUUGUCUCCAGCACUCGUGGUGCCUCCGGGAACACCAAGUGGUGUAGCGGGGUUCGAACCUGAGACCUCACACAUCUCAAGCCCGAAAGACCACACUCUCAACCAACUUGGCUGUGUUACCUUUGGCAAUUAUACAUCUCGUUUUAUUUUGUAAUAAAACAUCUAUUUUAUCAAGUAAACUAGCUUUGUGCCCGGCCAUUGGCCGGGUAAAUUUUAUUAUUAAUAAUUAUUCAACGGUAUAAUUAAAUAAUAUUUAGUUAGAUAAUAUUUUUUUGUCGAUGUGUGUAAUUAUAAAAUUGUGUUUCUAGGAUGAGACUUAUUAUAGUUUCAUCUGAAUUUUGACACGAUAUCAAUAUGAUUUUUCACUUAAAUUGUUCUAUAGUAAAUCAAUAAAUUUUAAUCCCUGAAGUAAGAACCUUACACAUAUUGCUUUGUAAAAGUAGUUAGCUGUUUUUGAUUAAUGAAUUUUAAACUUGUAC